AAAUUGGAGAGGGCUGAAGCCCCGCCUUCUGAACCUGAUUCGCCAGAAGUGGCUCCUCCCCCACCCCCACCACCCCCACCUCCUCUGCCACUGCCAGCAUCUUCCGCCCCCAUGGAUCCCCUUUUGGUGAUCAAGCAAAGGAAGGGGAUGCGGCAGCAGAAACCCAGCGAACCUGCUACCGAUGACGUCAAAGCUCGAGCAGUGGAGGAAAUGAUGGCCAGGAUCAAGAGCGGGGUUGCCCUGAGACCAGCAAAGAAGGACAGGGCUGCGUUGUCCCAGGAUCGCUCAACAGCAGCCAGCAAACGCAAGAGCACCGUGCUGGAGCUGCAAGGGAUCCUGGGCACGAUGAAAAGUCCGGUCAGAAAACAGAGCUGGCGUAAACACAGCCAAAAGAUCAACGACAACCAGCUGCAGUCCAUCCUGCAGAGACGGCGCAGGAUGGUGGACUCCUCCACUCCCGCCCAGCCCUCGCCGCUGCGGGCUGAGCUCAGAAAAGAGGUGCAGAAUCAAGGUGACAGUGAGAUUUGCAAAGCUGUGCCCAGCCCAUGCGCCGAGGAGAAUGUAGCUGUCGUCCAGUUAAGAGCGAGAUCGGUGCACCUUCAGAAAAGCAGGCGACUGGCUCUCCUGAGUGAAGCAGAGAACAAGCCAGCAUAGAGAGAGACUGCCUGAAAACCAGCUGUCCUGUUGGACCACAAUACACUGCAUGACCGCCCGGUCUCGCACCCCGCCGACGCUCCUUGCAGUACUUGCCCCACCUGUGUAUCUUUCAGGCACGCAAACAUUCAGAUCCUGAGCACCGCUUGCUUACGCAUACUAGCUUGCUCCACUUGCCUCGGUGGUUGCUGGGAAGUGCGGUCAGGAAUCUUAACACUGACAAGCUUCAUAGUGUGGUCCUAGAGUGGACUUGUCAUUGGCCAGUGGAACGGGGUUUUGUUGACAGUGGUUUGUAAAGAUCAUCCAUCCCUCCUCUUUCAAAGGCCAAACAUAAUUAAUUUCACACUCUUCCUGAGGACUGCAGAUAAAGACGGCUGCCGCUUUCGAGCCCGUUCUUUUCUAACUGAGCUGCCCUGACAAGACUAGAUCCAGCAGAACCCAUUCAGCUGCUGAGCUGAGCAUCUUGGGGGAUCUGAGUGUCCUUCUAAGAAGCCCCCCAUCUGAAAUUUGAGCUCUGUACCUUUUAACUAGACAACCUGUUAGAGAAAAGGGCUAAAGAGACCGAAAUUGAAUUUGGAUGUCCUAAGCACAGAUCACGCGGCAGUUCACAUGUUGUGGCGCUUGUCCAGCUGCCUCGAGUGGCUCGCGAGCGCGAGUCCCCGCCUCAGGGCAGACUGUGAAGAAGCAGGGCACAGACCCCAAGCUGGCUGUGAGUUCUAUGUCCACAUUUCACCAACCAAGUAUCAAGUCUGAACUCCUCAAGGACUAUGACAGCCUUAACAUGGAGUCACAGACAGUCUUCUUGGGCACUCAGGUCUAUCUUGCCACCCAGGCAAGCUUACCUUUGUGAUAGAUGGUCCCUUACACCAAAAAUCACAACGAUAUUCAGAUUACUCCCAGUCCAAAAGGACCAGUCACUUACCCCGGAUCAACUGCACCUCAGGUCCUAUGCCAAAGACAGUGCUUGUAGCCAAUCCUAUAACUAAUUAAAGAUUUAUUA
Chrysemys picta bellii (western painted turtle) is the source of this 1654-nucleotide messenger RNA. Lineage: Eukaryota; Metazoa; Chordata; Testudines; Emydidae. The record is from RefSeq and is a predicted model, not a curated record.